AUGACUUUGUAUCAUUUUGGAAAUUGUCUAGCAUUGGUUUAUGCCCCAUAUCAUAUGGCAUACAAAUUCUCGGGAAUAUCUGAAUAUGCAACAUUCUCUAAAUGUGUACAUGCUGGAGGUCUUUACAUCUUUACUCAGCUCUGUAAGAUGCUGUUGCUAGCUACAUUCUUUCCUGAUACUGACAGCAGCCACAUAACAGGAGAAUAUAAUGUGUUCUUGGAAAUUCUGAAGGCAACAGUGGACUUCGCAGACUUGCUGGGAAUAUACUUUGCUCUUAACUCCGUGCCAGGCAAAGGUCAUGCUAAAAUACUCACAUCAGCCAUUGGGUGGGCAAGUGCAGAGGUGGUGGUGACGCGCAGUGUCCUGCUGUGGGUGGGUGCGCGCGGCUCGGAGUUCGACUGGCGCUACGUGCGCUCGUGCGCGGAGUCCAACGUGGCGCUGCUGCACACGGCGGCCACCGCGGCGCUAGUGUGGCUGUGGACGCGCAGUGACCUGCCACGCAAACAUUCCCCCAUCGUCAUCACUCUACUCGCACUGUCUCCAUACAGAGGACUCAUCGAGGAAGCUGUUGGCAGCAUCCUCUCCCUCAGUGCUUGGGCCUUAUUAGCCCUGAGAGCCAUCCACGCUAGUGCAGUAGGUUUGACAGCUUUAGGAAUGUAUGCUGUUCUAGCUCAACAAAUUGGAAUUUAA
Spodoptera littoralis (African cotton leafworm) is the source of this 690-nucleotide messenger RNA. The record is from the annotation of a GenBank genome assembly. Lineage: Eukaryota; Metazoa; Arthropoda; Insecta; Lepidoptera; Noctuidae.